AUGGCGUCUUAUACUCAAGAUUUCAAAGUCUCAUCUUUGUCAUUGCGUAAGAGGAAAACCUUAAAAAAAACAAUCAAUUUUUCAGUAAUGAUUGUGGGUGAGAGUGGAAUGGGAAGAUCGACAUUGAUAAAUACCCUAUGUGGAGGCAACUCCAUCGUAGCCACAUCCCUGACCGCAGACCAGGAUGCAUUUACCAAAAAGUUGACAUUAAGACAAGAAAAUGUCGAAUUGGAAGAUAAUGAAGGGCAUAAGAUUUCGUUGAAUAUAAUUGACACGCCUAACUUCGCAAAUCUGAUCAAUUGUGACGACGAUUUCAAGGUCAUCGUUGACUUUAUAAGACAUCAGUACGAUGAAGUCUUACUUGAGGAAUCCAGAGUAAAGCGUAAUCCACGGUUCAGAGAUGGACGUAUUCAUGUCUUGAUAUAUAUGAUUAAUCCUACUGGUCAUGGAUUGUCAGAAAUUGAUAUUCAAUUCAUGACACAUGUUAAUCAUUUAGUCAACUUAAUUCCUGUUAUUGCAAAAUCUGAUUCAUUGACGCCAAAAGAACUUCAAUUAAAUAAGGCUUUAAUCUUGGAGGACUUUGAAAAAUUUGGAAUAAACUACUAUAGGUUCAACGAAUAUGACUAUGAACAAGAUUAUAUCGACGAUGAAAUAAUUGAAUACAACAAAUACUUGAAUUCGCUAUUACCGUUUUCAAUUAUCAGUGCAAAUACGUAUGAAGAAAACCCAAAUGAAGAAGAAGAUUUACUAAAAUUGAGAGUGUUGAACCCUCUGUAUGCAAAGCCAAUUAACAUCGAGAACCCCGAGUAUAGUGACUUCACAGUGUUGAAAAACGUUUUGUUGAUAACUCAUUUAAAUGAGUUUAAAGAAAUAACUCAUGAGUCUAUAUAUGAAAAUUACAGAACAGAAGCUUUGUCAGGUAAGAAAUUCCAAUAUACCAAAGAUGCAGAGCCCGAUGUCAGUUAUUCACCCAUGCCCAAUGCUACUCUUGAAAAAGAUGAGGAAGAGUCUAAUUAUAUGAUGAAAGAAGAACAGAUCAAAUUGGAAGAAGAGCGUUUGCGCAAAUUCGAAGAAAGAGUACAUCAAGAUUUAAUAAAUAAACGCAAAGAAUUAUUAGAGCGUGAAAAUGAGUUAAAAGAGAUCGAAAAGAGACUUCUCGCUGAGGGCUUGAAAUUAAAUGAGAAUGGAGAUGUUGUUAAACUUGAUGAAUGA
Messenger RNA from Priceomyces carsonii, 1212 nucleotides. RefSeq names its product septin (gene CDC11). The transcript has a single exon. Gene Ontology annotation, cellular component: cell division site; septin complex; cytosol. The record is from RefSeq and is a predicted model, not a curated record. Gene Ontology annotation, molecular function: GTPase activity; GTP binding; molecular adaptor activity. Gene Ontology annotation, biological process: protein localization to bud neck; cellular bud neck septin ring organization; cytoskeleton-dependent cytokinesis. Lineage: Eukaryota; Fungi; Ascomycota; Pichiomycetes; Serinales; Debaryomycetaceae. Bases 1 to 1212 code for a protein of 403 amino acids.